Messenger RNA from Sphaeramia orbicularis (orbiculate cardinalfish), 2837 nucleotides. It is a transcript of the gene gata2a, whose product is annotated as GATA binding protein 2a. NCBI's taxonomy places the organism in Eukaryota, Metazoa, Chordata, Actinopteri, Kurtiformes, Apogonidae. Gene Ontology annotation, molecular function: zinc ion binding; RNA polymerase II cis-regulatory region sequence-specific DNA binding; DNA-binding transcription factor activity, RNA polymerase II-specific. Gene Ontology annotation, biological process: negative regulation of transcription by RNA polymerase II; positive regulation of angiogenesis; positive regulation of miRNA transcription. The coding region runs from base 537 to 1925 and encodes 462 amino acids. The transcript is spliced from 6 exons. Gene Ontology annotation, cellular component: nucleus. The record is from RefSeq and is a predicted model, not a curated record.
UCAGAGAGGUUUGGAUAGAGCGAGAGAGGAGGGAGAGCCUGGGCGCAGACCCACGCACAUGCACACAAACACACAGCUCUGCGCGGCGUGAUAAGACACACAACAGCCCCUGGAAGACACCGGCUGAUCACUUCAGUCUCGACAGCAUCUUUAAAAAAAAACAAAACAAAACAAAACAAAAAACCCUGCCCGUCAGGACUCGUUGACACAAUCGUCGUUUGUUUUUGCUUUUUUUUUUUUGUCUUUGCAUUUUUUGUGGAGACGCGCCGAAGAGAUGCGGUGAAUCGGAUGGAGACACUCUUUCUGGUUUGACUCUAGAAAGGCAGCAAGUCUGCAUACACAACCACAAGAAACAAAACAGGUAUCAGUGAAGAGAAAAGGGAGCUCGAGUUACUUAAAGGAUUCUAUUUGUGAAGUUAAAACACACACUGAGACUUUCGCAGCCCAGGAACUAUACAUUGCGCGGACGAAUUAUCUUCCAUUUGGAGGCGAAAGAGCAAAAGUAAUCCACAUUCAGAGAAAAGGGGAGCUCAGCCAUGGAAGUCGCAGCGGCUGAUCAGUCUCGGUGGAUGGCGCACCAUCACGCAGUGCUGAACGGCCAGCACCCGGACUCUCACCACCACAGUCUGAGCCACAACUACAUGGAGCCCAUGGCGCCUUUACUGCCCCAGGACGAAGUUGACAUGUUUCUGAACCACUUGGACUCUCAAGGGAACCCCUACUACACCAACUCCCGGGCAAGGGUCACAUAUAGCCAAGCACACGCUCGCCUCACUGGGAACCAGGUUUGCCGACCCCAUCUCAUUCACAGCCCCGGUAUUCCCUGGCUGGACCCGGGGAAAGCAGCCCUGUCCGCUGCCCACCACCAUAACGCAUGGGCGGUCAGCCACUUCAGCAAACCCGGCCUACACCCCACCGGCUCCGGCUACCCCUGCAGCAGCAGCACCGGCACGGCCCCGGUGUCGUCCCUCACUCCGGCGUCCCACUCCAGCCCGCACCUUUAUAGUUUCCCCCCUACCCCACCGAAGGACGUGUCUCCGGACCCCGGGCCUACCUCCCCGACCUCCACCUCGACUAGGAUGGACGAGAAGGAUUCGAUCAAGUACCAGGUGCCGCUGGCGGACGGUAUGAAAAUGGAGAGCUGUAGCCCGUUGCGCAGCGGCCUGGCCUCGAUGAACAGCCAGGGCCCGGCCACGCACCACCCCAUCCCGACCUACCCAGCAUACCCUCUGCCCACACCCCACGAUUACAGCGGCAGUCUGUUCCACCACGGAGGCCUACUCGGCGGAUCCUCCUCCAGCUUUACGCCCAAAUGCAAAAGCAAAGCCAGGUCGAGCUCAGAAUUAUAUGCAGAGGGCCGUGAAUGUGUAAACUGCGGCGCCACCUCCACCCCUCUGUGGCGACGGGAUGGUACCGGCCACUACCUGUGCAACGCCUGUGGACUGUACCAUAAGAUGAACGGCCAGAACAGACCACUUAUAAAGCCCAAACGUAGACUGUCCGCUGCUAGACGCGCAGGCACCUGCUGUGCAAAUUGCCAGACCACAACCACCACCCUCUGGAGGCGCAACGGGAACGGGGACCCGGUGUGUAAUGCCUGCGGGCUUUACUUUAAACUUCACAAUGUCAACAGACCCCUGACCAUGAAGAAAGAAGGAAUCCAGACACGCAACCGCAAGAUGUCCAGCAAGUCCAAGAGGAACAAACGAGCUGGGGAUGGCUUCGAUGAGCUAUCCAAGUGCAUGCAGGACAAGGCCUCUCCCUUCGGUGCUGCUCCUGGCCUCACUAGCCACAUGACCCACAUGGGUCACCUGCCCCCCUUCAGCCACUCGGGACACAUGCUGCCUACUCCCACGCCCAUUCACCCUUCAUUCGGUCACCCCCACCACUCCAAUCGCUCGCCAGUCUGGGCCGAGCCACACUGAGGCCCUUCAGACCCAGUACGCCUCCGCCUGUAGGAGCCACCACAUCGCCAUUAACACUACAUGGCCUCUACAUCACGUAGAAAGCUGAGCAGACUUCUUGCGUCAUGUACAGUGGUUGGAGGGGAGGGACUUUCGGUUGGACUGAAUGACUGAAGGUCACGUCAUGCCUGACCUCACUGCAGAGAGCAGGACUUUAUUGGACUCUGAAGAGCUAAUGUGGCGAGGGGUUUCUAAACCCCCAAGUGACUGAGACUUGCAGGACCAGAGUGAAUGGAGACGCUUGUCACUCUUUUUGCUUAUUUUUACUAAGUCACUUUGGUACACACCUCUCCUUGACCCUGUAAAAGGAGACUUACGAGAGGUCUUUAAAAGAACCAUUGUUUUCACCUCACGACCAUCUCAUUAUAGACUCAGAUACAUACAUCCUGCCCAUCCCCCGGUUGCUGUCUGUCUUUGCAGAGGACAGACACUCUUUGGCACUGAACGUCUUAAGACUGGCUGAUUUCAGGCGGCUGCAGCAUCCGUUCGCUUCUGUUACACACCAGUCAGACUACAGUACCCAUAAACCAGUGCUCUCCUCAUAUGCUGGAUUGUACACCACCACAGCGCUCACCUGUUUUUAAUAACGGACAUUUAUGGAAAAAAGACACAGUAAAUAGAGUGUUUAUAAAUGCUUAAUUGCUAUUAUUGUUGUUAUAUUUGAUGUUAUAAUUAUUGCUACAAUAAUUUAUUUUCACUGUUUAAGCUUUUGUCAAAGACACAUAGAAACUGUUAUGAUUUUAUUUUCAUGGUUAUUAUGUAAAGAAAAACACUGACCUAUCUUAGACGAAAAGUCCCUGAGCUGUACGUUUUUAUCAUUUUUCCAUCUCACAAAAGUAAAGGAAAUAAAGUUUAAUACUGAAGUAAAAUCUG